AUGACUCGAAUCGAUGUUUCGAAUCCUCAGUUCAACCAAAACACCUAUUGGGGUCGAGCGCGCCAUUUCUUCGCCACAACCAAUCCUCUGAAUCUGUUGGUCUCUUCCAAGGCUUUGGAAGAAUCGCGACAAAUCGUUGUCUAUGACUCGGCUUUUCAUCCCGAAACCGACCAAAAGAUGUUAAUCGUCGGUCGAAUGUCAGCUCAAGUGCCGAUGAAUAUGGCAAUCACUGGAUGCAUGCUUUCGUACUAUCGGUCGACUCCUGCGGUUGUCUUCUGGCAAUGGUUYAAUCAGUCCUUCAAUGCUGUCGUCAAUUACACCAAUCGAUCGGGAAAAGACCCUCUUCCGCUUUCACAAACUCUGACUUCUUACUUGACGGCCACUUCUGGAGCCCUAAUAACUGCUCUUUCUCUGAACCGAUUGGCCGCUCGCGCGCCUCCACUCGUCGGUCGUUUCGUUCCAUUCGCCGCCGUUUCGGCCGCCAAUUGUGUAAACAUUCCUCUGAUGCGUUCCAAAGAACUUCGCGAAGGAAUUCUUGUUUUUGAUUCCAACGGACAGGAAAUCGGAAAAAGCAAAAUCGCGGCCAAACUGGCCAUAACUCAAGUCGUCAUUUCGCGCAUAGCAAUGGCCGCUCCGGGCAUGACUUUGCCUCCUAUUCUGAUGGACGCUCUCGAGAAACGCGGUGUUUUGGGACGAAUGCCUUGGAUCGCGGCGCCGCUUCAGGUCGCGCUUUGCGGUGUUUUUCUGACUUUCACGACUCCGAUGUGUUGCGCUCUUUUCCCGCAAACGGCUUCCGUGGCCAUUUCGCGAUUAGAACCCGAACUUCAAUCGCUGACCAAUUGUUCGGCAAUUGUUAAUUACAAUAAAGGACUUUGA
Molecule: messenger RNA, 876 nt
Organism: Oppia nitens
Lineage: Eukaryota; Metazoa; Arthropoda; Arachnida; Sarcoptiformes; Oppiidae
Gene: Sfxn1-3
Product: sideroflexin-1-like
Exons: 7
Coding region: 1-876 (291 amino acids)
Biological process (GO): monoatomic ion transport; serine import into mitochondrion
Cellular component (GO): mitochondrial inner membrane
Molecular function (GO): monoatomic ion transmembrane transporter activity
Source: RefSeq, a predicted model, not a curated record